Molecule: messenger RNA, 2613 nt
Organism: Myxocyprinus asiaticus (Chinese sucker)
Lineage: Eukaryota; Metazoa; Chordata; Actinopteri; Cypriniformes; Catostomidae
Product: extracellular calcium-sensing receptor-like
Exons: 6
Coding region: 1-2613 (870 amino acids)
Biological process (GO): G protein-coupled receptor signaling pathway
Cellular component (GO): membrane
Molecular function (GO): G protein-coupled receptor activity
Source: RefSeq, a predicted model, not a curated record
AUGCCAGUGACUAAACUGGGUCUACCACUGGGUCUUUUGCUUCUGUUGUAUUUAUCAGUAGUUGUCAGCACCUCAUUGGACAAUAGCUGUUGGAGACUGGGUGAUUUUAACUCACCAGCACUGGAACAGGAUGGUGAUAUUGUAAUUGGAGGGCUGUUUCCCUUGCACUACAUAGCUCCAGAGCCUGACCACACAUACUCUGAGCUGCCACAGCAUCAAGAGUGCAGCGGGUUUGACUUUCGUGCAUUCCGGUGGAUCCAAACUAUGGUGUUUGCCAUUGAAGAAAUUAACAAUAACUCAGUUUUGUUACCAGGAGUGACACUAGGUUAUCGGAUCUUGGAUAGCUGUGAUCAUGUCCAUACCAGCCUGCGGAGUGCACUGUCCCUAGUAAAUGGCUCCUCCAGUCAAACGCAAGUUACUACUGCUGGCAGUUCUAAAUGUUUUUCCACAGCCCCGGUGCCAGCUGUCAUCGGUCUUGCAUCAUCUUCACCUACACGGGCCGUGGCACAAACUUUUGGUCCAUUUGGAAUUCCACUGAUAAGCUACUUUGCGACUUGCACAUGUCUCACAGACAAGAAGGAGUACCCUUCUUUCCUUCGUACUGUCCCAAGUGAUGUAUUUCAGGUGCAGGGACUGGUUCAGUUGGUUUCCCACUUUGGCUGGCGCUGGGUGGGCACAGUGGGCACAGAUGACGACUACAGUCACUAUGGCAUCCAGGCCUUUACCGAGCAGCUUAAUCGACGUGGAGGCUGUAUAGCCUUUCACCACACUAUACCCAAAGCAUAUUCCCAGGCAAAAAUUCAUUCAAUUGUUAAUAACUUGGAGAGUUCCACUGCACGGGUGAUUAUAGCAUUUGCCACUGAAGGACAACUGCUUGAUCUCCUGGUUGAGGUGGCUCGUAGGAACCUGACACGGUGGCAAUGGGUGGCCAGUGAAGCCUGGGUGACAGCCAAACUGCUCACUGUCCCUGAGCUUCACUCUGUUCUAGCUGGAACACUGGGUUUUGCCUUCAAGGGCACUACCAUUCCUGGCUUGGCUGAGUUUCUCCUAAGUGUAAAGCCCUCACCUAGACCUGAGUAUGUUUUUACAAACAUGUUUUGGGAGGAGCUUUUUGGAUGCAGACUUGGUUAUGAGAACAAAGGUGAUUCUGAGUUGGCACAAUGUACUGGCUCAGAAGAUCUAAUGGACAUUAAGAAUAGCUACACUGAUGUAUCACGGGUGAGGAUUUCCUACAAUGUCUAUAAAGCAGUGUAUGCUAUUGCCCAUGCUCUACACCAACUGUUACAAUGUGAUUCCGGAGCACAAAGCUCAUAUCACAAAUUCUGUAAUGCUGAGUCAAAAUUUUCUCCAUGGCAGCUUCUUCACUACCUGAAGAAAGUUAAUUUUACCAACCAGUUUAAAGAGAAGGUGUAUUUUGACAAGAAUGGAGAGCCUGUGCCCCUCUAUGACAUCAUAAACUGGCAGAGAGAUGGCCAAGGUGCCAUCCAGUUUCAGAUGGUGGGCAGCUAUGAUGGCUCUGCCCCACAGGGGCAGCAGCUUAAGAUAGAUAUGGGAUCAAUUCAGUGGGCUGGGGGACAAACUGAGGUCCCUUCUUCCUUAUGCACCCCUUCUUGCCCCCCUGGAACACGGCAGGCCACUCGCCCAGGGCAACCUAUUUGCUGCUUUGACUGUUUGCCCUGUGCUGAAGGGGAAAUCAGCAAUAUCUCAGGUGCUACUGAGUGUAUCGCGUGUCCCCAGUACUACUGGCCAAACAAAGAAAGAGUUUCCUGUCUUGCUGGCAUAGAGGAGUUUCUCUCCUACCAUGACAUCAUGGGCAUCAUUCUCAUUUGUCUGUCUCUCUUUGGAGUCGCAGUGGCAACUGUUAUUACAGUGAUUUUUUUCAUUUUUCGAAGCACACCCAUAGUUAAGGCCAACAACUCUGAGAUGAGCUUUCUACUGCUGCUGUCUCUCAAACUUUGCUUUCUUUGCUCUCUGGUAUUUGUGGGCCGUCCCUCACCAUGGACAUGCCGCACCCGGCAGGCUGCAUUUGGUGUUAGUUUUGUACUUUGUAUCUCAUGCAUACUGGUCAAGACAAUUGUGGUGCUCUUAGCCUUUCGCUCCACUAUGCCUGGUUCCAGUUCCUUAAAGUUAUUCAGCCCUCCACAGCAAAGGGCCUUCAUUUUCUGCUGCACAACGGGUCAAGUUAUUCUAUGUGCUUGCUGGCUGGCACUAGCACCCCCUUACCCUUAUAAAAACACAUCCUAUCAGGGUGGUAAGAUUGUACUAGAAUGUAAAGACGUGUGGCCACUUGGAUUUUACAUGGUGCUGGGCUAUAUUGGAUUGCUUUCUUGUAUGUGUUUUGCCCUUGCCUUCCUUGGACGGAAACUUCCAGAUACAUUUAAUGAAGCUAAGCUCAUCACCUUUAGUAUGCUCAUCUUUUUUGCAGUAUGGAUAUCCUUCAUACCAGCAUACAACAGCUCACCAGGGAAGUACACGGUGGCUGUUGAGAUAUUUGCCAUUCUUGCUUCCACUUUUGGACUUCUGUUUUGUAUUUUUGUACCUAAAUGUUACAUAAUUCUGCUGAGGCCUGAUUUAAACACUAAGAAGGCAAUGACUGGAAAAAUGACUAAAUGA